Thamnophis elegans (Western terrestrial garter snake) is the source of this 2320-nucleotide messenger RNA. RefSeq names its product transformer 2 alpha homolog (gene TRA2A). NCBI's taxonomy places the organism in Eukaryota, Metazoa, Chordata, Lepidosauria, Squamata, Natricidae. The transcript is spliced from 9 exons. Bases 646 to 1503 code for a protein of 285 amino acids. Gene Ontology annotation, cellular component: spliceosomal complex. Gene Ontology annotation, molecular function: RNA binding. The record is from RefSeq and is a predicted model, not a curated record. Gene Ontology annotation, biological process: positive regulation of mRNA splicing, via spliceosome.
GCCCCUCCCCUUCCCUGAGUGUCGAGCGCAGACCUUAGUGACUGAAGCGCCAUUUUGCGUUGCCGUCGCCGCAGCGUAGAAGUUAGGUAAUUGGAGGCAGGGGCAGGAGAAAUUCGGGGCUCGGCGCUCCCUCCUUUGGAUUCCCACUUGUUUGGCCACCUGCCGCCUCAGACACGCGCCAGCAUGAGCGACGUGGAGGAGAAUAACUUCGAGGCGAGGGUGGGGCUAUGCUGCAUUCCGCCCGCAGGGACCGUGCUCCCGUUGGCUGUUUCGACUCCGGGCCCUGCUUUACCGCCUUCCGGACCAAGGAUCCUCGGACUUAACAAACCGUGAUCCAGACUCCUCUUUUGGCGCCAUCCCUCAUCCCUUUAAUGGACUUUGGUUCCGGCGCCCCCUCGGGUUUUUUAACCGUUUGCCCUGUCCCUAUUUUAUUUUAUUGCCAUUUUUAAAGUUAUUUCAUUCCCUAUCGUUUUAACCCCCCCUUUUCACUGUAGCAAACAUAUCCCCCCUCCCAGUAAAUCCAAAGAGAAAGUAUGCGGGGCUGGUGGGAAGGGACCACCCCAUACACAGAGAAAUGUGGGAGGGCCGGCUGUAAAGAAGCCCACUUGUCGUGGAAGAGAGUUGAGGAUCGUUUCUAAUAAUACGAUGAAAAUGGCGUCAGGUUUUUUUCAGGAAUCACGCUCCCAGUCAAAAUCUGCAGCUGCGAGUCCUGCUCGUGCAAAAUCUGAGAGCAGGUCAGGAUCUCGUAGCCCAUCAAGAGCUUCUAAACAUUCUGAAUCACACUCUCGAUCAAGAUCAAAAUCCAGAUCUAGAUCCAGAAGACAUUCUCACAGGCGAUAUACUCGCUCUAGAUCCCAUUCUCACAGGCGGCGAUCACGGAGUAAAUCAUAUACCCCAGAAUAUCGGCGUCGAAGGAGUCGAAGCCACUCUCCUAUGUCCAACCGAAGAAGGCACACUGGCAGCAGAGUAUGUAGUGCUAAUCCAGAUCCUAAUACAUGUGUUGGAGUGUUUGGCCUCAGCUUAUAUACUACUGAGAGGGAUCUUCGAGAAGUCUUUUCCCGUUACGGGCCAUUGAGUGGAGUCAAUGUUGUGUAUGAUCAACGGACUGGGCGAUCAAGAGGAUUUGCAUUUGUUUACUUUGAAAGAAUAGACGAUUCUAAAGAGGCAAUGGAACAUGCAAAUGGAAUGGAGCUGGAUGGUAGAAGAAUCAGAGUGGAUUACUCUAUCACAAAGAGAGCACACACACCUACCCCUGGCAUCUAUAUGGGCAGACCAACUCACAGUGGAGGCGGAGGAGGAGGUGGUGGUGGUGGUGGAGGAGGAGGAGGAGGAGGAGGAGGAACUGGCCGUCGCCGUGAUUCCUAUUAUGACAGAGGAUACGACAGAGGAUAUGACAGAUAUGAAGAAUAUGAUUAUCGCUAUAGGAGGCGAUCACCUUCACCAUAUUAUAGUCGUUACAGAUCAAGAUCAAGAUCUCGUUCCUACAGUCCAAGGCGUUAUUAAGAAAAACAGUCAGUUACAGAGCAAAUACAAUUUUUCAACAGCAUGUUCCGAACCUAGCUUUUCCUGUUGGUUCCCUACCAUUAUCCUGUAUCCAAUUAAAAUGUUCCUGGUUCAUUAAGAUGUAUUUUCUUUUGAAAUACCCUUUUUCUUCUCUUCUUAUAAUAUUCCAGGUGUAAUUGUUGUAGUUUUAUGUACUUAAAUACCUUUAAACAAAAAUUAAUGGGAAUCCCAAGAGUGGUAAAAUAUUUUGUAAUUCAUGCAUUUGUUUGUUUUAUUAAACAAGUGGAUUUUUGUUCAACCUCAUGGAGAAAGAACUGGUGUGCUAAUGCUUGCAUGUCGUAUUUUCAGUAGAAAACUACUACUUUAAUAACCUCUCAUCUUUUGUUUCAAAAAAAUCUGCUUGUCCAGUUUAUUUCACUCUAACACAAUUUGGUAUGUUAAUCUGAAGCCAGAAUUUCCUGUAUCCUUAGUUUAAUAAUUAAAACAAUAUUGGACUGGAAGGACUAUACCUUGGAGGGUGAGAAAAAAACCCUUAUACCCGACACUCUCUUUAAUGAGCUUUGGUAAAAUAAUCCCAGUACUGCUGAGAGGAAAUUGAAAUUUCUUUUAAAUACCAAGCUGACCUGCAAAGUAUUCCUCCUAUUUUUAUUACUCCCUAAUCAGGAUAAGCCUAAGUGACUGGAUAUAAGAAUUAUUUGAUCUGUUCACACAAGUCUACAUGAUACAGAAAUUAAGAUGAAGCAGGUUCUAUUUAGUAGUAUGGUCUGAAAUUGUAAUUAUUUGACUUUUCAAAAUAAAUUUAAAUUGUACAAAUGUA